ACAGCAGCGGCCGCAGCAGCAGAAGAAGAAGAAGAACAGCGGAAUAAUGUAGCUAUUAGUAUUUGUUGUUUUAUGUGUAGAAUGUUAGUUUUUUUAAUUUAAAUUAAAAUAUAGAGAGCCAACCAAGUUGCUCUGUAUAAUGUCACUGACAGCAACUGAUAAGAAUGAAGUUGAAUCUUCAGAAACUUUAUCAGCGGCUUCCAAAGAUGAAGCAUUUCCAUCUGGACACACAAGUUCCACAGCCAGACAUUUAUCUCAGGAGGAGCUGGACAGACUGAACAACGAGCGAGCUUUGGUGUCCGACUUCAAACAGAUGAAACUGGAAAAAGAAGCUCAAAAAAACUGGGACUUGUUUUACAAAAGAAAUACGACGAAUUUCUUCAAAGACAGACACUGGACCACGAGGGAGUUUGAGGAGCUUAGAGCAUGUAGAGAGUUUGAGUCCCAGAAGCUGGUUCUCCUGGAGGCUGGCUGUGGAGUAGGAAACUGCAUCUUCCCUCUAUUAGAGGAAGACCUGAACAUCUUUGUUUAUGCAUGUGAUUUCUCACCCCGCGCUGUUGAGUUUGUGAAAAAAAAUCCUCUCUUCCGGCCUGAGCGCUGCUGUGCCUUCCAGUGUGAUUUAACAAAAGACGAUCUGACAGAAAAUGUUCCAGAGGGCAGCGUGGACGUCGUCACUCUCAUCUUUGUCCUGUCGGCUGUCCAUCCUGAUAAGAUGAAGCUGGCAUUGCAGAACAUUGGCAUGGUACUGAAGCCUGGCGGUGUCGUCCUGUUCAGGGACUAUGGCCUGUAUGAUCACGCUAUGCUCCGCUUUAAAUCUGGCAGCAAGCUGGGGGACAACUUCUACGUUCGCCAGGAUGGAACAAGGUCCUACUUCUUUUCUAAAGAGUUCCUGGCUGAGCUGUUUGAGGAGGCCGGCUUCCAGUCUGUGAUUAAUGAAUAUGUCCUGAGAGAGACGGUCAACAAGAAAGAAGGACUAUGUGUUCCUAGAGUUUUCCUUCAGAGCAAGUUUAUCAAACCACCACAUUUCUAAAGCGAUCUGGGACUGUUAUCUCUCUUCUUAAAAGGAGAGAGCAAAGAUGAGUGCUGAAAGUAAAACAAUGAAUGUCUGCUGAGCAAAACUGGGAAUUAAAAUCACUGACUCGGGUUGUUUUAUGCUCCAACUUCAGUGUUUAAAUUCUUUUUCCAGCUCAUUGUUCAUGAAGAGCAUGGGAAUUUUUUUUUAAAUAUUCUGUUUGUUUUCUAUCAUUUUGUCAUUUUUUUUCUAUCUCUGCCAUUUAUCUUAUCAAAAUAAAACGUAAAACCAGAUUAAGUAGUUUCAGAUUAGUCCUUUCUAAUGGUCUCAGUAUUUUAUCAUUGGUCAAAAAUAAUGUAACUUAAACAAAUAUAGAAUUACAUUGUCUAUAAUUUGUUUUUUUUAUGGAACAAUCACUGCAAUGUCAGCUGGUUGCUAUGCACCUUCAUAUUCAUCAAAACCUGAUGGAAUCUUUGACAAAAAUCUUGAUUUAUAUGUUAAUAAAAUGCUAGAUUGCCGUGAAACGUUUACAUUUGUAAUGGCACAUUCUGGCCAGAAGAGUGUGCUGUUAUUAUGCGAAAGAAUUAAAUAUAAAAUUUUAAGUGUGGUCUGUCAGAUUCUAGAAAUAAAAACGCCUUUCUAUAUCUGCAUUUCUACAUAUAAUUUGCUUCAGUUUAACUGUGGCUUCAUUCCAAAGAAGCAUUUAUUGACCUUCUCUGCCUUUGACUGAAACAUUGAGGUAACAAACGUCACACUGAAGGAGCUUCAUCCUAAAAAACAAAA
Messenger RNA from Cyprinodon variegatus (sheepshead minnow), 1795 nucleotides. RefSeq names its product methyltransferase like 6 (gene mettl6). Lineage: Eukaryota; Metazoa; Chordata; Actinopteri; Cyprinodontiformes; Cyprinodontidae. The transcript is spliced from 5 exons. The record is from RefSeq and is a predicted model, not a curated record. The coding region runs from base 140 to 1030 and encodes 296 amino acids.